AAAAAAUUUUGAUAGUUACUAUAUAUUAAUGUCAAAUGCUCACAUAACCUCAAAAUUUUGUUAAAAAAACCUUCAAUUUGAUUAAUUGAUUAAAUAGCUCCAUAUGUACACUCAGCGAUUUCUAACCUUAAAAAGUUUCCUUUCAACUUCAAGAAUUUAUUAUUCAAGAAAAAUGAGUAAAUGUACAAUUGGUGUGGGUCAAAUGACCUCAACGAAUAAUAAGGAAGAAAAUUUAAAUGUUGUUAAACGAUUAGUUCAAGAAGCAGCUGAUAAAAAAGCAAAGAUGAUUUUUUUACCUGAAGCUUGUGAUUAUCUUGCUACACAUAGAGAAGAAGCCAAAACUUUAGCAGAAGAAUUAAACGGGCCUUUAAUUAAAGAGUAUUUGAAUUUAGCAAAAACUUUUAAAAUGUGGCUAUCAAUUGGUGGUUUUCAUGAAAUUGUUAAAGACAAAAAUGAUACUGUAAAGUUAAAUAAUUGUCAUAUUAUUAUAAAUGAUCAAGGAAAUAUUGUGUCUGUAUAUAGAAAAUUACAUUUAUUUGAUGUAUCCAUUCCAGAGAGAAACAUUAAUCUUAAAGAAUCAGAUGAUGUCGUUCCAGGUAAAGAAAUUGUAGAACCAGUACAAACUCCGUGUGGAUUAGUUGGAUUAGCUAUUUGUUAUGAUUUAAGAUUUCCAGAGUUAAGUGUAUUAUUAAGAAAGAAAGGUGCUUCAAUAUUAACAUUCCCUUCAGCUUUUACACAAUUAACAGGUCAAGCUCAUUGGGAGGUUCUUCUUCGAGCUAGAGCCAUAGAAAAUCAAUGUUAUGUUAUUGCAGCUGCUCAGUAUGGAAAUCAUAAUAAAAAAAGAGUUUCUUUUGGUCAAACAAUGGUGGUUGAUCCAUGGGGAAAAGUUAUUGGGGAAUUAAAAACUUAUUCAGAAAAUGUUCCUAAAGAUGAAGAAUUAUUAAUGGUCGAUAUAGAUUUGGGGCUAAUUGAUAAAAUAAGAAUGGAUAUGCCAGUAUUGGAGCAUCGCAGAGAUGAUAUUUAUAAAAUAAUUCAAUUGGAGAAGGGGUUAAUAUCGCCGGAUUCUCAGGAGAGUUUUAGUUUUGCCCAAAAAACUAUUUUAUCUUCACAAGCUUUUUUAUGUACACAACAUAGUUUUGCUUUUACGAAUAUUCGAUGCGUUGUACCUGGACAUGUUUUGGUUGCUUCAAAAAGGAUAGCAAAAAGAUUAGAAGAUCUUUCACCAGAUGAAAUAUCUGAUUUAUUCCAAACUGUCGUUAAAGUGCAAAGAGUAAUGGAAACUGUUCAUGGGGCUAAUUCAUCGACGAUUUGUGUGCAAGAUGGAAAAUGUGCUGGUCAAACAGUUCCGCACGUUCAUGUCCAUAUUCUUCCAAGAAAAUCGGGUGAUUUCGAUAGAAACGAUGAUAUUUAUCAAGAAUUAGCGAAUCACGACCGUGAUGAUAGUAUAAUAAGACCGCCUGAAGAAAUGGUGGAAGAAGCAACGUUAUUAAGAAAAUAUUUUUAUUUAAAAUGAUUUUAGGUAGUUUGUAGGAAAGGAAGUAAAAGAAACAAAUAAAUUUUGUAUGAGAUCUGGCAACAUUAUGUUUAUUUUUCUUUUAAUAUCAGAUGUUAAUGCUUUAUACAGCGUAAUGGUAGUAGUUACAUAGUAACAACUUUGUUAUCUUUUAAUAUUUUCUUUUUAGAUUUUUUUCCGGUUGUUUGUCCGUCCUCUGUCGUCAUUAUUCGACUUUCUACUUAACACUUAUAACUAAAAAAAUCUCUACCGCUAAGUUUAUCUUUCAAUGUGCUGUGAAAUGAUAUAUUUAUAAUAAUAUACCAUCGUAGAGUAUAACUAGUAUCGUCUCUUUUUUUAAAUUUUCUUUUAAUCGUUUUAGUCGUUCGUUAAUUUUUCUUCAAAUUUGUUUAUAGAAAAGGUGCAAUAAACAUGCAAUUGAAGGGGU
Onthophagus taurus is the source of this 1940-nucleotide messenger RNA. RefSeq names its product ntrilase and fragile histidine triad fusion protein NitFhit (gene NitFhit). Gene Ontology annotation, molecular function: bis(5'-adenosyl)-triphosphatase activity; hydrolase activity, acting on carbon-nitrogen (but not peptide) bonds, in linear amides. Gene Ontology annotation, biological process: nucleobase-containing compound metabolic process. NCBI's taxonomy places the organism in Eukaryota, Metazoa, Arthropoda, Insecta, Coleoptera, Scarabaeidae. The record is from RefSeq and is a predicted model, not a curated record.